UCCAAAUAUUUAUCUUCAAUUCAAAUCCUGAAAAUUUUGUUUCCUAUAUAUAUAUAUAUAUAUAUAAAAGGAACCCUAAUUUUAUUUUAUUUUUUAAUUGUGAUUUUCACAAUCAAAAUGUCAACAGCAGCAGCGACACCGACGAUUUCUCAGCUUUCUUGUUUCUCUUCAAUCAACCGGAGAUUUCAGCUCUCCCAUCGUUCAAUAUUUCUUCCGUUUACUCGCUCAAAGAUACUGACUGCUUCAAAUUUCCAGUCAUUUGUUGUUAUGAGUGUUGAUGAGCACGGUGCUGAAACUGCUAGCUCUCAACUUAAAACUACACCAAGUUAUGUUGCUGGAGAAUCAAAACCAGUAGAAGUGACUAAGUCAUAUCCGAAUGAAGAAGAGCAUGUUCCUGAAAAUACAAGUAAUCUAGGAGAGGAAAAUGGUAUCAUCCAACCAAAAAGGGCCGCAAAAAUCCAUGAUUUCUGUUUUGGAAUUCCUUAUGGUGGUCUUGUUCUAAGUGGGGGGCUUGUUGGUUUUAUAUUUUCGAGGAAUCCUACUACUUUACUCUUUGGAGGUGCCGUGCUAGCCCUUAGCACCUUCAGCUUGAAAAUUUGGAGGGAAGGAAAAUCAAGUUUCCCAUUCAUACUUGGACAAGCAGCACUAGCAGCGGUCCUUUUCUGGAAGAACUUUCAGACUUACUCAUCGACAAAGAAGCUAUUUCCUAGUGCAUUUUAUGCUGCUAUAAGUGCUGCAAUGAUGUUCUUCUAUUCAUAUGUUGUGAUCUCUGGAGGGAACCCACCCCCGAAGAAGAUGAAGCUGUCUGCUACUCAUUAAUCACUGUAAUCUUAAUUAUAUAAAUGUUGUAGUUUGACUUGAACUGAGAUUAUAGGUGAAUGAACAUCGUGUUAUUUAUCACAGAAAACUGCCUGUUUGCUACAAGUUGAGAAUACCCUUUUUUU
Messenger RNA from Hibiscus syriacus, 944 nucleotides. RefSeq names its product protein FATTY ACID EXPORT 1, chloroplastic. The transcript has 6 exons. Gene Ontology annotation, cellular component: membrane. The coding region runs from base 118 to 819 and encodes 233 amino acids. NCBI's taxonomy places the organism in Eukaryota, Viridiplantae, Streptophyta, Magnoliopsida, Malvales, Malvaceae. The record is from RefSeq and is a predicted model, not a curated record.